UGUUUGGUGCUCAUAUCUUUUGGACAGUCCAGCAAUGUCGAAAUACAAAAUGACCAACCAGUGAUCCAUGCUCAGAAACAAGGCAAUGAUACAAGAACACAAAAUGGGAAAAAAUGCCAGCCUGGUUUACAGACUCCAAUCCCAUCUGGAUUCUUCUUCCAGGAUGUUUGGACUUCCCUCGUGUGUGAUACACGGCAGUUCACCACAACAAACGCAGUGUCUACAUGUCUGAAAGACAAACAGAUCUUGAUGAUGGGAGACUCCACUCUUCGCCAGUGGUUUGAACAUUUGGAGAAAGCUGUGCCAUCAUUGAAACGCCUCAACCUUCACACCUCAGAUAAAUCGGGCCCCUUCGAGUCAGUCGACCUCCAGUCCAACACCCGCAUCAUCUGGCGAGCCCACGGUCUUCCUCUCCGCACCUCCAAGACUCCCUGGGCCGACUUGCACUACAUCGCCAGCGAGCUGGAGGGCUUGGCUGGAGGAAAACACUGUGUGGUCGUUUUCACUAUAUGGGCUCACUUCACUACAUAUCCGGUGGGCGUGUACUUGCACCGCCUCGCUGUUAUCCGCCGAGCGGUGUCGUCCCUGCUGAGGCGGGCGCCCGAUACUCUGGUGCUGAUCAAAUCUGCCAACACCGGCUAUAAAGAUGUGUACGGUAGUGACUGGCUCUCGUGGCAGCUUGAUAAGGCCCUGCGAGUGAUGUUCAGAGACGUUCCUGUUGUCAUCAUUGAUGUUUGGCAAAUGACUUCUUGUCAUUAUUCCCCUGAUAACAUCCACCCGCCCCCUGUCGUCAUUAAGAAUGAGGUCGACCUCUUCCUAUCGUUUGUGUGUUCACAUUGAAAGGAAAAAUAAAGCAGAAAGAACUUUGACAGAAGUCUGUCCAUAAACAUCUUUCAGUAUGUAGGGGUAUACUGACAGACUGUUGGGUAGGAGAUAUGCAGGCUUUCACGGUUGGUUUAGAAAUGCUGUCUAAACCACAGAGCAACAUGUAAAUAAUUUAUCCAAGUAGAUUCUUUAAACUGUGUACCUAUUAUUUACAAAGGCUUCAAAGAUCACAAGCCAAUGAACUCUGACCUUAUCUUUCACUGCUGUUUUAUAGGUAACCAGGGGCUAAUGCCCCACGAGGUGUACAUUAUUAACUAGCCUACUCACUAACAGAGAGUGAGGCCGAUACUGCAAAGCCGAGGUUUGAUAUUUCCAGGCAUGACCGAACGGUUGAGGUCUGAAAGUUGUUUAGUAUAUGGUAUUUUUUAGCUCUUUUCAUUUUGCUAAUGAGAAUAAAUGGUAGGCUAAUUGAAGCUAGCCCUCAA
Molecule: messenger RNA, 1310 nt
Organism: Hypomesus transpacificus
Lineage: Eukaryota; Metazoa; Chordata; Actinopteri; Osmeriformes; Osmeridae
Product: NXPE family member 3-like
Exons: 4
Source: RefSeq, a predicted model, not a curated record